CGGGAACAUGACUGAGGACUGCGCUGCGGCAGGUAAAUAAAAUCCACAUUCUAAAAUAAAAUCCUAUUCUCUUACAGAACUCCACUCACUGGGAACGGUGCAAGUAUGUAGACUGCAGCAAUAAUCUCACUUAAUCUGAGAUCCUGCUAUUGUAGCUAAAGAAUACUCACAAUAACUAAUGAUCUGAUAUGUUUGGUAGAUUUUAAUCUAAUUUAAAUCUUUUAUUUCAUUAAUGUCUAUGUGCAUUCCAACAAACCCUUGCCAUUACUUUUAGCACGUCUCUAUUUCAGCUUCCUGUUUUUAUUACGUGGCGAUGAAAUGUAAUUUCUAACUCUAUUUAUCGCGAUUUCCAGCUAGUGCGCCUAUAGCAAUUAAUUCUAGAAGUUUCUAUUGGUGUGGGCCGACGUUAUCGGGUAGAUUGAGAUAAGCACUUUACAGCUUCCUCCACAAUGCGUAUAGAACUUUGUCAUGUACCCUGAUGAAUGGGGAUGGGUGUUUAUUGAGGUUUUUCUAAAAAGUGCCUGAAGUUAUUUGUUUGAUAAUUGAAGUGACAGACACUGUAAGGGGAGAUAGGAAGAGGCUUAAUCAGUAAAAUAAAUUGUCUGGAAUUCAAACUGAAUUUUAACUUUAAAGUGACACUAUAGUCAACAUAACCACUGUAGCUUAAUAUAGUUGUUAUGGUGUCUAUAGCCUGUUCCUGCAGGCUUUUCAAUAUAAACGCUACCUUUUCAGAGAAAUCUCCCUGCUUUUUUUUUAAAAUUAAAUGUUACUGAGGGAAUGUCUACUAAACGGCUUUAACCCCUUUUAUGCCUGUGGGUGCCGUUACAUUAGGGAAAAAGGAAUCUUUGGUUAUUAUACUACUGUGAAUGUGAAAAAAAUUAUUGGAAAAACAUUUUCCAAAAAUGUGAAAAUAUAUUAAAUUUUUUUUUUUUUUACUAGGUACGAUGCGUUCUGCAGAUAAGAGUGAAAAUGGUGGAGUGAAUUUAAAUUUUGUUGUGCCGUGCUCUCUGACUCCUUUACGUGAGUAAAUUCCCUGAUUUUCCUUUAUUUUCUUAAAUCCCUGGUAAUAUGUUGAUUUCUCUCCAGACUACAGAGAUACAUAUUUUUUCUACCAUUGACUUCAAUGUACAGAGGGAAGAAGUGUGUAUUAUAGUUAUUAAUGAUAUAUUAUUGUAGCAAACUGUGUCUCCAAAGAGCGCGAGCCUGAGCCGACAUUUUGCAACUAGCAGGUGGCUUCACAACCGCAGAUUCCGUGUCGACCAAUGGGAGAAGCGCUACCAUUCAAAUUGGUUUUGCGCCCUUUCUCCCAAUUUGCCGGCAAAACACCUCCCCUCCCUGAAUGCUGAUUGACCGCUACGUGUUCGUGCCCUUUUUCCGGAUUGGCCGCUGCUUUCACCGGCCUAAACCGAGUGAUCUUGUGGAACUGUUUGCACGAUGAUUUCUCGGGCUCUGUAGAUACGAUCACUCCGAAAUUUGCAGGGAGCAUAGCACGGACCAGGAGCUAUCCAGGGAUGUAGGGCAUGUAGAGAUGCAUUACUGUGUUUUGUGUAUUUUGUGGGUUUUUUGUGUGUCCGCUUCCUGUGCCUGGGAGACACCAUUAUCUCCAGACACAGGGACGCUGGGGAGGGCUUAUGUUUUACAUUGCUGUAGAUGGAGACCCCCUGCAGGGGUCCGUGCAUAAAUACUGUGUAUCUGACCUUCAAUAAACAGAUCCUGUUGUGCCCUUCAUCAAGUCUCUGUCUGAUGUUUGGGUAACCAAGAGCUCUAAUCACUGCUUCGCUUGGGAAAUGGGAGACUCACAAUGGAUAUACUCAGUCAGAGUAUAGGGGAUCCAUUACAUCAUAUAAUAAUAUUUGAUAACAUUAUUGUACAUAUUAUGGUACAAUAGCACCAUUCAAUGCUCUGUAUAAUACUGAUUACUAUUUAUAGCCGGGUAUCUAUAUACAAAAACUCACAAACUGGGUAUUCGAGAAUUAUAUAUAUAAUUAUUUGGGGUUUCUUGCUCCCCUCUCACACUACGUACUUAAAGGCAUAUCUUUUUUUUGCAACAAUGUGCGACUCAAUGGUAGCUUAAAAUUGUCAUAGUUACUAAAUUUAAUAUUUUAUACUUUAAAUCUGCCAUUUUGACUUGAAUUAAGGUUGCAUAAUGUUUUCUGAAAAAGAGAAAAUAGGGUUAAUGUGAUAAGCAGACCCAGCCAAUUGAGUGCACUGGGAUAUUUAAAUAAGGUCAAUUGUUAUUUAUUCUUUAGAAUAUCUUUCAAAGGGAUUCCUCUGCUCUAGAGGCAGUCUUAGUCCUGCAAUGUAAUUAUUGCACGUUCUCUAAAACGGCAAUUAUUGACAUUGCAGGACUAAGGAGGACAGGGACACUGCACCUAGUCCCCUUCAAUAAGCUGAAUUGGUCUGGGUGCCUUAAGUGUCCCUUUAAAAAGUGCUGCAUGAUAUGUUUGAACACUCCAUCCAUCAUAAUAUUUACCGUGAUAAUAAAGUAUUUUAUGGUUUAUGAAGUUAAAGUUCAUUGUAAAAGGCUGCAAUACGAUCAGUUUAUGGAGAUUGGUGCUGUAGAAUUUUAUGUAAAGAUACUGUUUCCAUUUAAUUCAAAGGAAAACUAAUUUGCAAAGGUGUUGGGGGACCUGCCCCACCACACCCCAUCCUGCAAACUUGUCUAUUAAUGUGCUCAGUCUUUGUCUGAAUUUUGGAGAUAAAACCUACUGAAAUUGUAUAUUUGCUUUCCAGAGAAGGCGAUCUAUUUGUUUCUGAUAAAUAAAGAUCCGCAGAAAGCAAAGGAUAUCGCACAAGGUGUGAAUAAGAAAAGUGCCAAGGAGGUUAAUCCUGAUUUGUAUCUAAUGAAGGAAAAGCAUUUUCUCACUCACAAUGAACACUUAAACCUCUGGUCCGUGACGCACAACAAUAACACAGGUCUGUCAGACUAUUUCAUAUAUGAUAAAAAUGAUGUAAUAUGUGGAACUUAUAAAAGUAUUUCAUACCGGUUUAAUCACUAAAGUGUUUUCAUUGUCUGUCUGUAUCUGUGUGUGAAUUUGUUUAAUCCCAUGGGAAUGGGGCCUAUGUAACAAUGGGGAGACAUAGCCCGUACCCCAACCGUUGGCAUCGAGUAGGGGAUACUUUACAUUUUUAGGGGUGGACCUGUUGUCCCCUUCCCUGGAACCCAUCCAUGCCGGCAGGUGGGUGCCCUAAUAUUUAUAAAGGGGGGGCCUAUUUUCACCUCCGCCAGCUCCUACCCAUGCCGGCGGCAGGGUGCUCUAAUUAAUUGUAAAAUUGGGGGGGAGUAGGGGGGGGACAAUGGUCACUUUCUCGAGGCUUGGCUGUCAGAGAAGUGUUAUUGGUUGGUUUACUAGUCAACCAAUCAGAGUGCUCUUGGUCAUUUUGCAAAGCGUGGAAAAUUUGCAGCCGUGUUAGAAUGACACUGUUCGACUUUAAUUCCUGGAGUCUAGCGGUUUGUUAAUGGGAUCAAACAAACACAAAAUAUACACACAAACAAUACAAAUUAAGCUCAACACUUAUGUGGAGGAUCCCCUUAACCUUCACAAACACCAAUAGUUAAAGACAAAAAAUAUAAGUGGGGCUUUAAAAUACCUGAAAUACUUGAAUAAAUGGCAAAUAUACUCAAUAAUAUGCCUUCACAAUGACCUGUAAAUAAUAUAUAACAUGUACAUAGUGCAGAUGGUAUAUACUAUAUAUAAAUGGUAAAUCAGAGAAAUAUGAGUAAGGGUGGUAAUUCACAACUCACAAGAAUAGAGCCAAUAGGUCACCUGGCUCUAGUGUGAAGCGCUCUGUGAUCUUUAUUAGGGGAGAUCAACUACCCACUGAGCGUGUGUCCUCCUGGUUUCCUCCUCCUUUGUAUGUAGCAAACAGACAGGAAGGUCCCAAUUGUAGAAGGAUCCAAAAAUUUAUUGAUAAAACAAAUUAACACUUGUAAAUAAAAAAUAUAUAAUAUAAAUUGGGGCCAAUACAAACCAUUGUGUGGAAAUCUAUUCACAAACCGGACUUUACAUAGGACACGAGGCCAUGCGUUUAGACUGGAAGAAAGAAGAUUUCGCCUAAGGCAAAGGAAAGGUUUUUUUACUGUAAGAACAAUCAGGAUGUGGAAUUCUCUGCCUGAGGAAGUGGUUUUAUCAGAGUCCAUACAGAUGUUCAAACGGCUACUAGAUGCAUACUUGCAAGAACAGAAUAUUCAAGGAUAUAAUCUUUCAAUGUAGGGUAAUAACUGCUUGAUCCAAGGAUAAAUCUGACUGCCAUUCUGGGGUCAAGAAGGAAUUUUUUUCCUAGCUUGUUGCAAAAUUGUGCUUCAAACUGGGUUUUUUUGCCUUCUUUUGGAUCAACAGCAAAAAACAAAUGUGAGGAAGGCUGAACUUGAUGGACGCAAGUCUCUUUUCAGCUAUGUAACUAUGUAACUAUAUAAGUCCACAAUAUAUUGUGGAUAAAGUCCAAAACGCGUUUCGCCAGUAACCUGGCUUCCUCAGUUGGUUAAAAGAUUGUUCGAUUUCUUUUUAAUGUAUUUAUACCUUUCCUAAUGGAUUCCUUGCGUUCGCGUGACCGGAAGUGGUUGCUGUGGAACGCACGCUCCGUCUGAUGGAACGCACGUUACUUCCGGUCUGGAUGCUUGCGAAAUGGGAUCAGUCUGUGCUCUGUACUCCGGGGCUGGGGUGACGUUACGUCCUGGCUCCUGCCGUUAGUACAGGGGCGCGAAGAAGCUGUGCAGUGAGAAUACAUACAGAUCACAUCAGAUCCCCUGCCGCCUGAGAUGUUUCUCUAUUAACUGCUGGUAAAGUUUAGGCACUGGCUAUGUAAAAAGUGCCACCUGUAGGCAGGAACCAGCUAUGACAGUAAAGGUGCACUCUUUGCACCCCCUGCUGCCUGUUAGACUGCCCCGGUAAGUACGCUACUGAUAAGCACCAUUAGCUAUGUUGCCUUGAGUGACCCUUUAAAUGGCAGAUAUUUUUGAUAAAGAAAACAUUGCCACCACUAAUAUAAUCCGUGCCUUUAUUCACAAUCUAAACAGGAAAGCACGUGACAUCUGAAAAUACAAAUAACACUACCUCCUCGCAGAACACGAUGGCCCUGUCACCGGACAGUAAAAGUAAGUCGCCAUUGUAUAGGUCAUAUGACUGGAUGCAUCAUUUAAUUUGUGAUAUUAUAUAGUUAUAUAUAUAUAUAUAUAUCUCAAAGUGUGUGUAUGUGAAUGUGUCUAUUUUCAUUGAAAAUGUGGAAAAUUUUGCAGGUAGAGAAAAAAAAAAGAAGAAAAAUCUAAAUGCACUUGAAAAUAGAUUAAACCAUUUUUGACCGAGAUCAUUGAAAAAAAACAAAAAAGUAAGAAAACUAAAAUCAAAAAGCAACAAAAAAGUUGAGUUACAAAAAAGUUGAGUUACAAAAAAGUUUGAGUUACAAAAAAAGUAAAAAUGAUAAUUCGUUAAAAAAUAAUGUAUUGUUUUUAAGGUCCAUCGUGCUUUGCAGCACAGGCUGAACGCAGAACAGUGAAUUCUAAUUCUGAGCCAUCCAUCACACUAACACCAACACGUGAGUAUCUCCUCACAGCCUCCAUUUUGUUUUACCGGUACAGCCAAGUUCUGCAGGUUUGUAAAAUGUUCCUUGAUGAUGGCAUUGAUCUAUAAAACCAAGAUGGAGAUAUCAGAAUAUACGAGUUAGCGUACCCUGACAUUCUGGAACUGGUAAAAUAUAUUUAUGUUUAGAAUAAAUGAAAGACUGCCUUUUUUGUUUUCCUUGACUUUCCGUUAAGUGACUAAUCGCUUUAGAGGUUUUUGCUGUUUACUACUAGACAAUAAAUUGAAUAUAUGUUGCUACUUUACUUUAUUAAUACAGCUUUUAGUAGCUUGAAAGGAAAGGAUACAGCAUGCAAAGGCCUCGGGGAACCAUUAGAGGCUUAAAGCUAAAUUUACAGAGCAGGAGAUAAAAACUUCUAAAGCAAGUUAACAUCUGACUGAAAAUUAAUUUUUUUUUAAUGCAGGCUGUUUUGAGUCACAGCCAGAGGGAGGUGUGGCUAGAGCUGUAUAAACAAAGUGAUAUAACCAGUGGCGAACACACACACACACAUACAUACAUAGACACACACACACACACAUAGACACAUACGGACAGAUACAUACAUACACAUACACACAGAAACACACACAUACAUAUAAACAGACAGGCACACAUAUAUACAUACAGACACACACACACAUACAUACAUAGACACACACACACACACACACACACAUAGACACAUACAGACAGAUACACACAGAAACACACAGAUACAUACAUACAGACCAACACACACCCAGACACAGACAGGCACACACACACACAAACACAUACAUACAAACAGACAGGCACACAUACACACAGGCAGACACAUACAGACAGAUAGACACACACACACAUACAGACAGACACACACACAUACAGACAGGCAUACAUACAUACAGACAGGCACACGUACAGACACAUACAUACACAUACAUACAGACAGACACACACACACAAGACGCACAUACAUUCAUACAAACAGACAAACACACACACACAUACAUACAGGCAGACACACACACAGACAUACAGGCAGACACACACACAUACAGACACACAUACACAUACAGACACACACACAUACAUACAUAGACAGACACACAUACAGACACACAGACACAAAUACAUACAAAGACGUACAUACAAACAGGCACACAUACAUAUAGGCAGACACACACACACACACACACACACACACACAGGCAGAUACACAUACAGACACAUACAUACAGACAGGCACACAGACAGACACAUACACACAUACAUACAAACACACACAUACAAAAUGUUUAAGUCACCCUCCUGUUUCCUACCUUUUAGGUACAGGAGGGUGUCUUUCCCUUGGGUCCAGUGGUGGCUCAGGUGGAUGGGAGUCAAAGUUCCCACUCUGACACACUGGUCUUAAUCCCAUGCGGGCUCUGUCUGAUUGCUGGGAGGAGUAACAUGCGGUCACUUCCUCCCAGCUCUGUGUGAACUCAUUACAGGGGGCCCGGUCGCGCUAUUAAAGCGCCCAGCGCUGACCGGGCCCCUGACAAUCCAUAUCCAUUGAGUUGCCCUGACAGCAUGGGCCACCCGAUGGACCCCUUGGACGCCAGCACCGGCGGUUUGCCUCGCAGGCCGGGGCCACAAAAGAAGAUGGUGGGUACAUGGUCGCAGGGGUCCGCAGGGCGGCCGGGCCCCCUGGAGUGAGCUGCGACCGCGGUAUGUACGCCAGUGGAUAUAACUCCUAAAUGGCUGGGAAUUAAGCAGUGAAACUGCAGUAGUAUGAUCUAUACACUAAAACCACUUCACUAAGCUAAAGUUGUUUUGAUGCCUAUAACUUCUCUUUAAAUAAAAUAGGUCUGAUAAUCACAAAUUACUCCCCUUUCUAUAUCUUAAUUUUACUGUCUCCCAUAUUAUUCCUAGAUCUAAGUCAGCAUUCUACAGAUACCUCCCAACAUUUCAAAUGGACAAAGAGGGACCCUUUUAUUUUAGGGGUGUGAGUGGGGUGUGGCCAGGGGUGAGACCGUUCUGAGUCGAUGACUCAAUUUUCUGAAUUGUAUGCUAUUUAUUUAUUUUUUAAAUUACAAAAUAUAUAUUUUUUAAAUUUAGAAAAAUGUGUCUUAUUUCCAAGCACAUUGAUUGUAGAUUAAAUACACAUUACUGGGAGUAUUAUUGCUGUGGAGCUCUGUUAUACACUCAGACACAUUACUGGGAGUAUUAUUGCUGUGGAGCUCUGUUAUACACUCAGACACAUUACUGGGAGUAUUAUUGCUGUGGAGCUCUGUUAUACACUCAGACACAUUACUGGGAGUAUUAUUGCAGUGGAGCUCUGUUAUACACUCAGACACAUUACUGGGAGUAUUAUUGCUGUGGAGCUCUGCUAUACACUCAGACACAUUACUGGGAGUAUUAUUGCUGUGGAGCUCUGUUAUACACUCAGACACAUUACUGGGAGUAUUAUUGCUGUGGAGCUCUGUUAUACACUCAGACACGUUACUGGGAGUAUUAUUGCUGUGGAGCUCUGUUAUACACUCAGACACACUAACAAUAUGGAGUUAAAUGCUAGUAAAAAAAGCACAACACCGUUCACUGAGUAAAGUUUUAUUGAUGACGUACAAGUCUAUACUGACAAUAUACUUCUGUUACAGAAAAUGAAAUCUACCAGUAUAUGAAGCACACUAACAAGCCACUAAAACCUAUAGACAUUGCACGUAACAUCGGAAAAAGACGCUCAUCAGAGGUUAAUCCAGAUUUGUAUAAAAUGGAGAAAGAGAAUUUGCUCAUUCAUGACAAGGUGACCAAAUGCUGGCAAAUUAAUUCAGAGCACAAUGCAGGUUUGUAAAAUGCUUUGACAAUCCUCAAGUAUAUAAACAGAUAGUAGUAGGAGAUUGAUUUAAAGGAACGGAGUCAGAAAUCUAGAUUUUUAAUGUAAAAUAAGCACUUUCAUGUUAUAGAAAAUUUUCUCCAUCCUUACCGUAAUUUUCUUUUCCUGGUUAUUAUUCAUGGCAGCAUCACUUAUGGGUUAGCUCUGCCCCCAACAGGAACAGAACAGGAAACAUUUAACUAAUCUGAACCAGCCUGUAGGCAUAAAAGGUCCCUCCUUUCUCUAUCCCACAGUCUAGUUUAAAAUUGUAAAACAAACAUAUAGGAGGGAUGCUGAUGCUGCCGUGAAUAAAAGCCAGGAAAAGAAAAUUACAGUAAGUAUGGAGAAAAUGUUCUAUAUUCAUGGCUAAUCAUGGCAGCAUCACUUAUGGAUAAUACCCAAGCUAAGACCAAUGGGAGGGAGAAAAAAAUGGAUACUAUUAGUCUGCUGCAACAAUAUUUUAUUCACGAGAAGUAACAGAGGACUAAACACCUCUCCCAACGGAAGUAGAUGAAGAAGCUACAUCCAGCUUGUAUGUUUGAUAAAUGUCAUAGGAGAAGAUCAGAUGGCUGCCCUGCAUAUGUCAUCAGAUGAAACCUCUGUCCAAGGAGGUAGCCAGUGCUCUAGUCGAAUGAGCCUUUAUUUUCUCUGAUGGAGAUAGGAGGUGAUAAGCAUUCUUUAUGGUGUUUGAGAUCCAAGAGUGGUGCAGGCAGGGCCGGACUGGGGAUUCCAAAGCAGCCCUGGAAAAAAAAUCUAUGCCAGCCCCAUAAGUCAUUGCGCCAUAUAUUGUCGCAUGUAAUAUGUAAGGCUAUGUCUUGCAACCCUAGAUGAUUGAGAUAUAUAUAUAUAAAAACCAAACGGAUCUUGCACUCCACCAAUUCAAUAUUCAAUGCCCGGUGCUUGUCAGCCAAAAAUGCAAAAAAUAUUGCCAGAGAUAGCACUCCAAGGACUAAUAUAAAAUAUAACUUUUAUUACCUCUCCUGACGAAAGCUUGAGGGGAUCAAGCUGAAACGUUGACCUUGUGUUGUUUUAGUGAAGGUAAUAAAAGUUAUAUUUUAUAUUAGUCCUUGGAGUGCUAUCUCUGGCAAUAUUAUAUAUAUAUCUUUUUCCAAUAUAAAAUAUUGGUCCUUUCAGAGUAAAAUUUUUAAUUAUACAGUAAGCAUACUCACAUGCAGACACAGACAAUCUCACUGACACAAACUGAUUGAUGCACAGCCUCAUACAUAAGGUUAUUGACAUAAAAACACAAGCUCACUCAGUAGCAGGCACACACACACACACACACAAACACACAAGCAAGCGCGCGCACACACACACAGCUUAAUGUAGUGGUAUUGGUGUCUAUAGCCUGUCCCUGCAGGCUUUUCAAUGUAAACACUGACUUUUAAGAGAAAAGGCAGUGUUUACAUUGCUUCCUAGUGACAGACACUCAGACGGUCACUAGAGGUGCUUCCUGUGUCAGUGCGGAUUGGCUGAGAUCAUCAAGCUUGAUGAUCUCAGCCGUAGAGGCAGGACGAGGGGAGACCAGCAUGACGUGGGAAAAAAAAAAGUGAGUAAAAACACACAUACACACACACACACACACACAUACCAUGACACAGACAGACCGUGACACAGACAGAAACACACACACACCAUGACAGACACACCAUGACACAGACAGACACACACACCAUGACAGACACACACCUUAAAAAAGACACACACACCUUGACACACACACACCAUAACACAGACAGACCGUGACACACAGACACACACACCACGACACAGAGAGACCGUGACACAGACACACACACACCGUGACACAGACAGACACACAUUACAUGACACAGACAAACCCACACACACACCAUGACACACACAGACCGUGACACAGACAGACACACACACCAUGACACAGACAGACUGUGACACACAGACCACGACACAGAGAGACCGUGACACAGACACACACACACCGUGACAGACAGACACACAUUGCAUGACACAGACAGUGACACACACACCAUGACACAGAGACACACACAAUGACACAGACACACACACACACCAUGACAGACAGUGACACACACACCAGGACACAGAGACACAAACAAUGACACAGACACACAUUGCUGACACAGACAGACACUCACACACCAUGACACAGACACACACACACACACUCCAUGACAGACAGACACACACACAAAUGAAACACACACACAUACACAAUUUCUACCUGUGGGGACUGGCGGCUGGCGGCCUCAGAGGGAGCUCCUUUGGCGGCCGCAGGGUUUGCUGGCUGUUCUUGCGGCCGCAGGGGGAUCUGGCUGUUCUGUCUCUGCUCCCCCUCCCCAGCGCGCCGCUUAAUGAGACCGGGGCCGGGAAAUUUCCCGGUAUCCCGGUGGGCCAGUCCGGCCCUGGGUGCAGGGUUUUUGUAGAGAUGGGGCAGGAGGUUUUGUGAAUGGGGGUGCAGGAGGUUUGUAGAGGGGUGCAGUUUUUUUUAUUUUAAUUUUUUUUUUAGAGAGGGGUGCAGGGUUUUUGUAAAUGGGGCAGGGGGUUUCUAAAAGGGGGCCUGGACAGGGGUUUGGUAGAUGAGGGGGUUGUAGAAGACAGACUGUGCAGGGGUUUUUGUAGAGGGGGCAGGGGUUUGUAGAAAGUGGGUUCUGUAAAAGGGGGACUGGGCAAGGGGUUUUGUAGAGGAGGUGCAUGGUUUUUGUAGAGGAGAGCAGGGGAUUUGUAAAAGGGAGACUGGGCAGGGGUUUUUGUAGAGGAGGUGGUGCAGGGUUUAUGUAGAAAGGGGGUUUUGUAGAAGGUGGACUUGGUGGGGGUGUCAAACACAGGAUCUGCCCAGGGUGCCAAAUGCUCUAGGUAUGCCCCUGCCUAUAGUGUCCCUUUAAAUCCUCUUUGGUUAGCUGCUUAUCUAACCAUAGCCCAUUCAGAUGACCUGUGUUAUUGCCGGUAUCUCAAACGGCCAAAAAGCUGGGUUUGGCCAUUCAAGUUGUGUAUAGUUUUAGGAGAUCCAUGGUGCCUCUGACUAAUGAGGAUUUAAAAUUGUAAGCUAGGAAAUAUGGAAAUAUACAUACACACACACACACACACAAUGCAUUACAAUAAUACACACAGAGCCUAUACAUAUUUAUUUAUAUAUAUAUAAUAAUGUACAUAGAGUCUUUAAUAUUUAAGGAUAAUGACAGAUUUCCUUUGAGUGAAAUUUGGAAAUCCUUCGAACACAGGAGGUUCAGAAUGUGCCCACAAAAAAAUCCCAGUGUAUGCUUUGAGAUGCUGUGAUUAGCACAUCCCCUCACUACCCAUCCACACCAAGAUGGGCUGAGAGGGAAGGGAAUACAAAGCACGGGAUCUUUAGCAAGGCAACAGAAUAUUCCGAUGUUCGAAGAUGAUCAUGAUAAUUCCGGUUCUCCUCUGGACCAGAAUACGUAUAAGAGAAAGAAGAAUUCUGUGUCUUUUAGAACAAUGAGGUUUGUGGCUGUUACGGAGUAAUCACAUGUCAGCGUGACAUAUAUAAAAUUACAACCUUUUUUAUUGAUUGCGUAUUUAUCUUUUGUAUUUAGAAACAAAUGUGCCAUCAGAGAAUCAGCAGGCAAAUAGCCAAAAGACAUUUGAAUUUUCUUAUCAAGAAAACGCCACACAACCAUGUGAGUAAAAUUGUAUGUAUGAUGAUCAUUCGAAGGUUGGGUUGGUCUUCUACUGGUCCUAACAAAAGCGGGCAGUUUAAUAAUUUGGUUUAAUGUCCCACUGGCCCCCAAUAAAAGUAUUUUCUAAUACAUUAUUGCCAUAUAUUAGUCCUUCUUUCCUAUGACCAUGCUAUACAUAGAUUUUCAAAAUCGUCACAACAAAGGAUCACUUGAGAUUAGAGUUGACACCAUCUUUUUAAUGUCUUGUGGAGAUGAUGCACUAAAAAUAUAUGUAGAAAAAAAAUCAAAAUGUAAAGAAUGAAAAUCAUACUUCACUUUUCAAAGGCUGAUAAAAUUACACAGCUACUUUUGGGACAAGGAUCGGCUGAUUUUCCUCUGCCAAUUCCUAGUCUGCCUCUUGUUUUCAUUGGGAGCACUGUAGGUUUUUUAUAAACUCCUUCUAAGCAGGGUUUAUGGGAUAUAUCAUUUAACAGCUCCUAGUAGUUUAAAUUGUGAAGUUUUCCCCGGUUUAGAUAUUCACUUUGGAGGCAUAUCUUCAGAUUGACCCUUGGCAGCAGACUUUAUUUAAUUACUCAUGGAUUCUCUCCUUCCAAAUUGUCACACAACACUUAUGACUUUUAUUAUAUACAUUACAGUUAAAGCUAGGGACAUUUCAUUAGGCCGUAGUGGUUAUGGUACUUGGUGUCCCUUCCAUAACCAAAUUUCGAAAUGUAAGCCAAAUUGGAUAUUUGUUAACUAGCCCACAUUUCCCAAUCCCGCAGUCAUUCAAUUUGAAUUAACCCGAGCAGAGAAUCCUGCUCCGUAAUGCUGACUUGCUAACUAGGAAGUAACCAUAGCAACUACCGUUCAUGUGCUGUAUUUGCCAUGUCAGAGAACAGGGGAACUACUGGUAGGAGGGGGUGUAACAGACCGUUUUGCCCACAAGAGGUUAAAAACCGUUUAGGCGAUAUUCCCCUUUUUCAGCUGCACAGACAGCUACUGCAAGCACCAAUCACCCAAACUGCAAACCCACGAAUUCACCAACUCCUGAACUGCAACCAAGGGAAUACUCGAAACUCCUGAACUGCAUACCAAGUAGCACUCCAAACCCCUGAACUGGAGACACACGAAUAGCUGUUAGCAGACGAACAGGAAAAGCCCCCAAGUGGCUUACACUCCUGGCAAUCAGUCUCUAACAGCAUACAGUAAAUCCUCCCCCAAUAAUGAGACGACACUUCACUUUGAGGGUUAAGCAGGAACUGAUUUACUGGGGCUAACUGCCCGGCUUUUAUGCAGGUCUCCCACCUGGUGGACACUCCCCUAGGGGACCAAAUGGGAGACUGGGACACAAAGGGUAAAAGGACCAAUCACAGACUUACACAUUUCAACCAUCCCACAAUGCAUCACAAUCCCUCCUCUCUGCCCUGGAGAUAAUUGGGAAGUAAUUCAAUUAUCUCCAAAGACAGAGGCAAAACUCCAUUAACCACAUGGCAGAAAACAAACAGUAAAAGACAUAAAAUUACCUACAGUUACAUUCAGUACAUAAAACAUAUACGUUCUACAUAUCCCCAGAUAGCUCAGAUCUGAGCGCACAUUAUUACCGAAUGGCGCUCAGAUCACAUACAUACAGUUCAAUUGCCAUGGAGCCAAAGUCCUCUUGUUACAUGAACAGGCUCCAUGGCUUAGCUAUCUGGGUGAUGCUGUUCAUCCAGUUAAACUACCGAAUGAACAGUCAUUCGGUUCCGCUCUCGAAUGGGAAGGGAAGGAGGCUGGCGGCUCAGCGGUGUUCGCGCAAUUAAGUGUCCGUUUUCAGUUCCAUAGUUUAGGCGCUGAACACCGCUGGCCGUUCGGGAGGUAAAAUGGCUGCUGCCACGUGUUCGGCAACCGAACAAAAGCCUCCCAGCGUUCAUCAAUGAAGCUGCGGUUAACUGCAGCUUCUGGGCGGUCAAUUGACGGCACACUCCAGUUCCCAGGUGGUCCAUCGUUUGGUAGUUUGUUCGGUAGAUUGAGUCUAAAGGGAGCAGGCGAGCAACCAGGCUUCUCCAGUGUACAGUGGCGAGGUUGGUUUCGUCACAGGGGGAUCCUGCUCCUCCUGUCAAUCGAUUGCUGGAAGAGAGAUCUAUGGCAACUUUAUGCUGAAAAUGUGAUCAAUGGGUGUGGCAGAGGCCAUUAAUAAGUUUUAAUUUCAAACUAUACAUUUGCUAGCACAAUCUAUUAUGGAAUUUUUAUUUUAAAUGAGGCAAAUUUACGUGGACAAAGCAGAGAAGGAUUAUCCAUAAGGCUACUCAGCCUUCUAGGGUCCAGGAGCCCUUGAACCAUUUCUAUGUGAAAAAUGAAGCAGGGGGGGGAGCAAACUGGUAACAUGCUUAGGGGUCCUUGGGUCCUUGGAUAGUCCUCCUCAGAUACGAUGACAGAUACAUUUUAAAUUGUGUUCCAAAAUAAUUUUUCGUUUUACUAGUUCCAUGAAUGGAUCUUGUUUUUUAUUUUCAGGUUGUGCUGUCAAUAGUGUUCCAACAGAACCGAAAACAGUCAAUUAUUACUUUAUGAACCCAGGGCAAAUCCAAAUAGGACAUAACAACUGUAUAAAUAUGUACAUAAGUAAAGAAACAGAAGAAAUACCUGUGGUUUCAGAGGGUAAGUUAACUUACGGGCAUGGUUUCCAUACUUUGUCCCAGUGUCCUAUGUAAAGACCACGGUCAUUUUCAUAUUGACGAUUCUGCUAAUAUACGAUUGGGGCAAUCAGGAGAUGGGUGAGGGCCAAUAGCCCAUACUGCUACUGGGACUUUCGUACUGUGGUUUCAUGCUAGACGUAGAGGCAUAAUAAUGGGUGGGACUUUUCCAGUUGAUAUACCAACCCAGUCAACAUGUGGGAGAGAGGUACCCUACUGUCGGUCCCAUAAAAAUAUCAUAGACAAAUGUGUCCCACACGUUGAAGCAGAGUCAAGCUAAGAAGGAAAUGUAGACCAGGUGGCUAUUCUCACCUGCCAAAAUAAGGCCAAGUCAUCAACAAACAACGGGUGUUAUAAUCCCCAAAACAAACCCAUGAAUAUAUAGUUUAAAUACAUUCCCAAAUCAGCUAAAUCCAAAAGUAUGACCUCCAUGUCUUAAAACUGACAAGGCACUCAUGCACUUGAUCUGUCUCAAUAGAGCUUUGGUCUCCCGUCUUGUUCCACAAGCUGUGGCUGAACUCCACUUUUAAUAAACUUCUGCCACCCUAUAGUUCAACCGAUGAAGUUCAUCAGUUGGAGAUGUACCCUUGGACUACUCCUGUGAUUUAUGCAACGUGGCUAUUUGCUGUAAAUUUUUACAUGGUCUGCUCUCACUUGGAGAUAGUACACCAAUCUUUUGUUUUGUGAUUGUCAGAUGUGGAUUCUGGUGCUGGGAAUGCCUUUGAAGUCGGUGACAGUCAAUACAAUUCUCAGAGUCAGGACGGUUUGAAUUUCACUAUGGAUCUUCCGGAUGGCAGUCUUCUCAACUGUACUGGGUCACAAGACAUGAAAAUAGUCAGCGAUGCCGACAGUGGACUAUGUAAGAAACUGGAUGAGAGUCAGUGAGGGUGUGAUAUGGUCACUUACCACCAGAAAUCUGAGAUCGCUAGAACUUAUAAUCUAUUCUAACAUUCUGAACAGUGGUGGGAGAGGGGGGGAAAAAUUAUAAUUACACCUAUAGUUAUAGCUCAACGUAUACCUUUUUUUUUUUCAAGCAUUUUUUUAGGAAUGGGGUAUUUGCCAUGGAUCUUCCAGCACCAUAACAUCAUUCUUAUGAAGUUAUGGUGCCCAGGGUCCCUUUCAGAAUAAAUAUUUGUGUUUAAUCGACUCCCGAGGCACAAACUUUGAUAAAAGUAGUUUCCACUUAUCUGUCCUGCACAGCUUAUAUCUCAGUCCAAAUGUUGCUAGUUAGCUGCAAACUUAUCCCAAUUAAAUAAUUAAUCAGGGAUAGGGUUUCUGCUCAGGAAAACCUUGUAAAUUUUCCAGGAGGUUUAGAGAUCACCUACUCAGCUGGGAGGUUAUUCCUUGCACCAAAUACCAUUUUAUAAAUCCGGUAAAUGCUUUGUGAACAGACUAUUUGCCAGAUUUAGAUUAUUAAAAGGAACACUCACCGCACCAUAACCACUACAGCAAGCAAGUCUCUCCACUCCCUCCUCCAUUCUUUUGUUUAUUUAAUGAUUUGACUUACCUGAGUCUGCCACAAAUGGCUCCACAACUCAACUACUGCUAAGAGAGGUGGAAGCUGUUAAAGAGGAAAUUCUGUGAGCUCUGGGGCCAAGCCCAGCCCUCUCGCACAUGGUAGUGGUUAUGGUGAGGUUCUUUUAAACAAGUCUUAAACAGAGUGAUUUCCAGAUAACUUUGCUAAUAGAGCAAAUGAUCACAGGUUGAUAAAAAUACAAAAAAUAAAUAAAACUAAACACACACCAUGGUGCCUUACGGGAUUUUUCUGUUUUCUGUUACUAGGUUGUGGAGAGGAUACAAAUUCUAACGAAGCCUCUGCUUACUUUGAAGAGAUCCACAGCGCAGUCCAAAAUGAGUUGAGCCGGUACCCUGAACCAAUAUCGAAGUCAAAGAAGAACAUCCUAAUAUUUAGUGAUACAGGUAUUAAAAUGGUUCAUUCCUUAAAAGGAAUUCUCCAAGCUGACAUACACUGUAGUGGUUAUUGUGCCAAGAGUGUUUUAGUGCCAUGGCAGACUAUUUUAGCAACCUACCUGGAUCCCAAUGGGCACCAGUUCGGCACCUGGGCUCCUCCAGCAGGUGAACGGAACAGGCCCAUGCAGGACUGCUCACUGGCCAUCAGUUGACAGUAUCAGCCAUGGAGUGUGUUCCAGUUGUGGUUUGCACUACAGAGACUCCUUCUCCCCUCGACUGGACCUAUGCAAGUUCUCGAAGUACUGUUAAAUUGGUUUAAUGUCUCACUGUGCUACUGGCACCAUAACCACUACAUGGUGCUACGAAUGUUCCUUCAAUAACUAUAUUGUACACUUUAAAUAGGAUUAUUCAAAUUCUAAUUGCAGCACAAUAAAUCACAGAAGAAAUCAAAGAUUUAUACAUUAAAAUAGUGAAGGGUUGUGAAAUGAAAACCUAUCCACAAAGAUUAGAUUAAACAUGCUAAACGGACUACAUAUGAUUUAGAGACUAUUCAAGCCUGUGGGAUUUUUUUUUUAUUUUAAGCUUAAAUUGACUUUAGUAAAUAAACCUGUGUAUUUUAAAUUCUGUGAUAUAGAACACUGACACAUAUUUAUAGUACAAAGUAGGAGAUUAAUGUAUUUGUCUUCUAGAUCUUGGCGAGACACCAGCACCACAAACCUCAUCCCCAAUCAGAAAUGAAGGUCCUUUGAAGGACUUUAAUAUUUCUGACAUCAUUGACGGCUUCCAGAUCUUGGACGUGAAGAAAAAUGGUGAAACGCUAGAGGAUAGUUCCGAAGGAGAAAAUAUUUCAGCCAGUGUCAGAAUUACAGGACUCUAGAGACAUAUCGUUCAACCAAACGUGGAUGUGAAAACUGUUCCACCUGUGGCAAAAUGACUGACUCCAGAUUUGAAUCUUCUUACUAGAGGACCUUCCAUAGAUGGACAUAAAGGCACAGAAAACCUAACAGGUUUUGGAUUUCUCCAAAUCAAAACCAAAUGAAAACAGAAGAAGGUCCUCUCCAUUGUAACAUUCCCUCUCAAAAGUUCCUUAUGUGAUACAAUUUUAUUUUCAUUAAUUUACUGUAUGUGGAUAAUACUUGGAAAAACAACAAGUUACCUCAACCAACAAGGAUCCAUGCAACAGAUUUUCAUA
Messenger RNA from Pelobates cultripes (western spadefoot toad), 17781 nucleotides. The record is from the annotation of a GenBank genome assembly. Lineage: Eukaryota; Metazoa; Chordata; Amphibia; Anura; Pelobatidae.